AAAAAAAAAUAAAGAGCCAUCUUUAUACAGGAAAACAAAGGAAAGGCUUUACUCUUUAGAGCCAGAGUGGAGUGGAGAAGAGAUUGCCGACUGUGUGCGAGAGAUUGACGAAUGGAGCGUAGGAGAGAGGCCGGAGGUUAGAGUUGGCUGGUGGUCAAGCGGGCGAGCUUGUAGCAGUGUCCUGCGCCUCCUAGGCUCCUACUUCUUGGCUGCCGGAGGAAAUUGCAGCACAUUUUAGAGAGUGAUUUUGGUCUGGUCUGCGUAGCAGCGUAGAGAUAGCAAAGAUGACAAACAUUCGCUUCGUAUCCACGAGUACCGUCCGGCCAGCGAGUCCCAGCGAGUCAACCCCAAGGAUUGAGCUGACUCCAUUGGAUCUUCAAUUCCUCUUAGCUGAUCACAUCCAAAAGGGCCUCCUCUUCCUCAAACCCACACCCUCACAAGAAGAAAAACUAAAACCCACUCUCAUUGAUCACCUAAAGAUCUCUCUGUCCCGCACAUUGGACAUUUUCUAUCCUCUCGCCGGCCGCCUUGUCAUGGUUGAAAACGACGAUGAGACCGCCUCGUUCUUUGUUGACUGCAAAAACAUUGGAGCCCAGUUUGUCCAUGCAGUGGCAGAUGGCGUCGCCUUGUCCGAUAUCCUUCAGCCCCUCUACGUUCCAGAUGUUGUCAACUCCUUCUUUUUGAUGAAUAGGGUGUCGAACUACGAAGGUGUUUCCAAGCCAUUGCUAGCAGUGCAAGUGACUGAGCUCGUUGACGGUAUCUUCAUCGGUUGCAGUUUAAACCACAGCGUUGCGGAUGGCACCUCCUUCUGGCGUUUCUUCAAUACUUGGUCUGGGAUCUCUAGGGGUUCUGAUCCCACAUCACUUGGUCUGGGUCCUCCAAUCACCCGAUCGAGUUUUCUUGAUGGUAUUAUCGAUCUCCCCAUUCGAUUUCCUUUCCAUGAGCGCAAUGACAUUCAGGAGAAAUCCAUUGCUCCACCUCUGAAACAAAGAUUUUUUCAUUUUUCAAAGGAGAAAAUUCAACAACUUAAAGCAAAAGCAAAUGCUGAAAUGAGCACCGACAAGAUAUCGUCCCUUCAAGCGGUUCUGGCUUAUCUUUGGCGUUCUGUGGUUCGCAGCCGCCGUCUCAAUGUCGAUGAAGAGGUUUGUUACUUCGUAGCUAUGGGAAUGAGGCAAAGAUUACAACCACCAUUGCCGGAAGAGUAUCUAGGAAACGCAAUUCAAUCUGGGAAUGUAACGGCCACUGCAGGUGAUCUUCUUGAACACGGACUAGGCUGGGCGGCUUGGCAGAUAAACAAGACGAUUGCUUCUCAAACAGAAGAAGAAGGAAGGAAGUACGUGGAGGAUUGGAUAAAAACCCCCAAGCUUUUAACAACCAGUGCCGUGCUAAUUAGUAAUAAAUUGUCCACAGGAAGCUCGCCGCGGUUCAAUGUGUACGGUAAUGACUUCGGCUGGGGAAGACCCCUCGCGGUCCGGAGUGGUGUUGGGAACAAGUUUGACGGGAAGUUAACAGUGUUUCCUGGGCCAGAAGAAGGAAGUAUGGAUUUUGAAGCUUGCCUCUCGCCUGAGACGCUGCUGGCAAUGGCAGACGAUGUAGAGUUCAACGAGGCAUUGGUCUCAUAAACUUCCUUGUGAACUUUCUUCCAUGCAUGCAAAAAUUAUGAAGGUGAACACCCAAUUGCGGUAAAUGACGAUAAUCGAGCGGGAGAUGACGACGAAACACAAAUAUGAAGGAUUUAGAGCAGUUGUUGAAUUUCAUUGGUGCAGAACAAGGCUAAUAUAUAUAUACAACAGGAUGUCAAGCAGAACAUGCAAUAUGAUGUUUUGGUCUUCUUUUUUGAAAUUUUUUGUAAUUAAUGAGUUGAAGCAAUGGUACUAUGAGUACAUUACUUUUAGGUGUUUGCGUAUUUUGAAACAAUGGUACUAUGAGUACAUUGCUUUUAGUUGUUUGCUUAUUUUGAAACAAUGGUGCAAUAUAUACCCAAAAUCUGAAGACAGUAUUCUGGGAAGUUCAUACUAGAAUUUCUGGUUCAAGAAAGUUUAAGAAGACUAGGGAGAAUAUUAGCAUUUGUCAAUUCUGGAACUUAGCAGCUUGCUCUGUGUUGUAAUAUUAGUUCCAGUUUGUUUCAGUUGUAUGCAAUUGCUGUAGUUUUUUGCUGUUA
Messenger RNA from Alnus glutinosa, 2161 nucleotides. RefSeq lists its product as uncharacterized. The coding region runs from base 285 to 1622 and encodes 445 amino acids. The record is from RefSeq and is a predicted model, not a curated record. NCBI's taxonomy places the organism in Eukaryota, Viridiplantae, Streptophyta, Magnoliopsida, Fagales, Betulaceae. The transcript is spliced from 4 exons.